UUUAAAGGGGAAAAUGGUAAAGCAGCUGUUGCUGCGCCUAGUGCCCUCGCUUGCUCUCAAUCAUCACUGGCGUCUUCGACGUUCUUCAGCACCAGUUAAAGCUCGACCAAUCUUCUCGUCCAGCGUCAGGAUGACUGCGGAAUACUACACGUUUGGGCCUUACAAGAUACACCAGAGUGAAGUUUUCUAUUCCACCCAUCUCUCUUAUGCUAUGGUCAAUCUUCGUCCUCUUCUUCCUGGUCAUGUGCUUAUUUGUCCAAAGCGGGAAGUGAAGAGAUUUGUUGAUCUCACUGCUGAAGAGACUUCUGAUUUAUGGCUUAUGGCACAAAAAGUUGGUGGGCAGCUUGAGAAUUACCACAAGGCGUCUUCACUUACAUUCGCCAUCCAAGAUGGCCCUCAAGCUGGGCAGACUGUUCCUCAUGUUCAUAUUCACGUCGUCCCGAGAAUAAGUGGUGAUUUUGAGAAGAAUGAUGAGAUCUAUGAUGCGCUGGAUCAGAAGGAGAAGGAAUUGAAGCAAAAGCUUGACUUGGAUAAGGAGAGGAAAGACAGGAGCCUCGAGGAGAUGGCUCGAGAGGCAGAAGAAUACAGAAAACUUUUCUUGUAAUAUUUUCGAUGCGUUUGGACAAUUUCAUGACUACCACCUUGUAGCAACACAAGAACUUAACUCUUCGCUUUGGAAGCUGCACUGGAUCUUCAUCACAACUUCGCGAUUUCAAAUCCUCUUGGAUCAUUUUAUAAUUAACAAUUACUCUCAAGCUCGAAAGAACUCGAGUUUGGAAUUGCCCCUAUUUUUAUUUAUAGCCUGGAGUUGCUUGGCAUUAUUGAAGAGUCAUAAAUAAACAUGUUUUUCAUUUCUGCAUGUAUUCCUCGAGUUUGUUUUUCUGUUGCACAUUGGUGUUGUGUAUUUCUAGGCUCAUGGGGACACUUUAUAAUGAAUAGCGUCUGGAUUAUGAACAA
Molecule: messenger RNA, 957 nt
Organism: Prosopis cineraria
Lineage: Eukaryota; Viridiplantae; Streptophyta; Magnoliopsida; Fabales; Fabaceae
Product: bifunctional bis(5'-adenosyl)-triphosphatase/adenylylsulfatase FHIT-like
Exons: 5
Coding region: 14-604 (196 amino acids)
Molecular function (GO): catalytic activity
Source: RefSeq, a predicted model, not a curated record